AGUUUCCUCAAGACCUGUUACAAGAACGGAUUGCUUCAUUUUAAGCAAAAAUGGAUUCAACAUAUCAAAUAAAACGCAAAAGUGAUCGCAAAGCAUAUAUAAGCAAACUUAUGCUUACACGGAUGGGCUCGUUUAAUCUUGCCACGAAAAUUGCCAAUGUAGACUCGCAAGAUGAUGGACUUAAGUUGCCAACCGACUUAAAUAUCGAGAAAUUGCUGCAACAUAUUAGACAAUUGCGGGGUGAUCAUCAACUACCGUUGCUGAAGCGUUACUUUCUCAAAUCGAACCCUUUUGGUAUGGCUGCUGAAAGCGUUGCGGACAAUUUGCGUGACCUAAGAAUCAAAUCGUUGUCUAAUGUGUGUGGCUCAUCAUCGAGAAAUCCCAACCAGAUACGCUUAUUACAAUGGAAUCUUUUAUCUCAAACAUUGGGUCAAAGCAUUGACGGUUUUGUAAGUUGCCCUCAAAACGCUUUGACUUGGGCUAAUCGUAAAUUCCUGAUAGUCGAAGAAAUUUUGCAAAAUCAACCCGAUAUUAUAUGCUUGCAAGAAGUUGAUCAUUUCAAAUUUUUGCAAACAAUUCUCGGCUCUCAGAACUACGAGGGAGUUUUUUAUCCAAAGCCUGAUUCACCCUGCUUAUAUAUUGAAAAUAACAAUGGACCGGACGGUUGCGCGAUAUUUAUUAAUCGGUAUAAAUAUAUUUUAAGAAAUUUCAGUACGCAUACCUUAGAAGUCUGGCAUGUGCAAAGCAAUCAAGUAGCGAUCGCUGUCAAUCUGAUUAUUAAAGCAACGGGACGUGAAUUUUGUGUUUGUACAACGCAUUUAAAGGCUCGCCAUAGCUCGCUAUUGUCAAAAUUGCGUAAUGAACAAGGUCGCGAUCUUUUACACUUUAUUCAAAAAUUUUCAGAAGGUCGACCAGUACUAUUAUGCGGGGAUUUUAAUGCCGAGCCUAUUGAACCGGUCUAUUCUACAAUUUUAAAUUGCGAAUUUUUAAAUUUAUCAAGCGCUUAUGCCGACUUGCAUAACGAAGUUGAGAAAAAUGCAAAAAAUGAUUCGCACAAUAAUAACGAUAAAGUGCAACAAUCGAUAAGAAAUGAACCGCCCUAUACUACUUGGAAAAUACGGGAAGACAGUGAAAUAUGUCAUACAAUUGAUUACAUAUUCUAUUCAAAAAAUCAACUCAAAGUUAAAAAUUGCCUGGAAUUUCCAUCCGAUAAUGAGAUUGGGAAAAACCGUAUACCCAGCUUUCAAUACCCGUCAGAUCAUUUUUCUUUAGUGUGUGAUUUUGAAAUUCUCGACAGUUAAAUUUAUUGACGAAAUGAUCUUAAAGUCAAACUACAUCUCAAUAAAAUCUCGAACUUCACAACCAACUCUUCGUCAAUUUAUAGUCGCCAACUUAUGAUAAAUAUAUAUAUACCUACGCACAUUAGGUUCCCU
Messenger RNA from Glossina fuscipes, 1433 nucleotides. RefSeq names its product nocturnin (gene cu). The transcript has 7 exons. The record is from RefSeq and is a predicted model, not a curated record. Lineage: Eukaryota; Metazoa; Arthropoda; Insecta; Diptera; Glossinidae. Gene Ontology annotation, molecular function: 3'-5'-RNA exonuclease activity. Bases 51 to 1301 code for a protein of 416 amino acids.